ACAAAUGUUACCGUGUGUGGAGAUGGAAGUUGGAGAAGUCACCUGAAACAGUCUUGUGUGGCUUUCCAACCAUCCAACUCCAUGCCAGUGAGUCAGUGCUUGGCGAUCACUCGAGUGAGGCACUUUGUUGAUUUCUCUGCACCUGUUCUCACAUUACAAUUGAGAUCACCCACAGUGCUACAAAUAAUACAAAAAAUAUCGUUCCUCAAUGUGGAAUUUUUCUUUCCUUUAUUACAAUGAGACUAUGAUGUGUUGAUGAAAGGUUUCCCUGAAGGAAUUUUCUUUGCGCGGUGAAACUGUGCGUGAUGAGAUGACCAUUAUGGAUUAAAGUGUAAUAAAUCUCGUGCGGAUUUGUUGGGUGAAAACGAUAGCGCAGUGCAUUUUGGAUUAACUCUUUUUUUUUCGGAGAAAGAUAUAGGAGCGAGAAAUAAUUUUAUUUAUGGCAAAUUUGUGCCCAUUUUUGGUGAAUUCAACGUGCCACUUUCGACGGUCUUUCUUCUUCUCCGACUUUACCUUUCGGCUGUGUUAAUUGAUAUUGAAAAUUAAUACUGCGAAAGAAAGAGUGAGAGACAAUAAAUUUUUAAGUUGAACCGUCGAGACUUUCUGCACUUUUUUUUCCCUCCAUUGCGCACAGCUUCUCUCUCACACUGUUUAGUUGGUGGAACUUUCAUUGGUGAGGUGUGCGGCUUAGAGAAGUUUAAGAAAAAAAGCCGCGGAAAAACCACACACAAUAAGAAUCGAGAGAAUUUAAAAAAAAAUUGAAAAUUUCAAUUACAUGGAUGCUGUGUGACCCAGCAUGGAUACAAAGCUGGAUAUCGCACGUACUAAGCCAAUCCUCAGUCCCACGCGUUCGUUGGAUGAAGGAUUCGAGAGUGACCCUGAUCGCAUUUCAACCGAUUCCGAACUACAGGCAUCCACACCGGCCUUUGAUAUCUUGCAGCGCACCGACCGUGAUGGUGUAACGCACACGCAAAUAGCACGGCGGAAUAUCGAUUACAGCCAACCGGCGAGUAUCAUCUGUCUCCAGGGUGAGAUUGAGGCUGAACUGAGGGCCAGUGCUAAUUCAUCCUCAGCACCGGCAUCCGCGGAGCCGACAACCUCUAAAAGUGCCACAUCUGGUGGCGACAGUGUGGCCAUUCCACGGGCAGGUCCCCCGCAGAAAGUAGAACGCUUCCGGCGUGCCAAGACGCGAGCACCCCUGCCACCGGGUACGAUAAAUCCACGCUCACACUCCGUCGACGCCGUACGGACACCGCGGGAUCUUGUGCCGGUGAACAUGGAUAUGGCACUGGCAGAACGAAAUGCCGGCGAUGUGUUGGCGGGAAAAUUUGUGCGGGUGCAGGUGGACCCAAGCAGGAACUACCACCAUCAGAGGCACAUUAAGCCCGCCAAUAGUAUGUUCUCGCUCUUCCCGCCCGGAGUCACGAGCACCCAUUCCCUGAGGGAGCUCCAGCUCUGGCAGCAGCCCAGCCAUCGUCAGCAAUACACCACAAUGAAACCAAAUACCAAGGCACAUCCAGUUCCAGUCUGCUGGACACAGUCAAUUCCCAGGCAAACCAGACGGUACAUAACGCCAUCAACAUUGCCACAAGUAACUCAUUCAACGAAUAAAUCAUCGGGAUUAUCGCAAAAAUUGCGUGAGUUCGCAGCAUCGGCAGGAUUGAUGUCAUCAAAGCCACGAGCUCCCUUGAAGCCUGUGAUCAAAACCAGGGGAAACUCAUCUGCGGGUCCUGAAUUUCCCAAGAAAGUCACCUUUAGUGCAUUUGCCACAGUUCAAGUUGUAUAAAGAAAUUCAAAGUAAGAGGUUUUCUUUUUUUCUUCCAUUGUAUAAUGUUUAUAGGUGUUGAAUUUCUUUUAUGAAAUUAGGACAAUCCUCUAAACAAAUUACAAUUUCCAAGCAUAAAUUAGUUAUCUUAAUUUACGAUAAUUUUUUUUGACGAAAAGACAUCGAAAAUGGUUAGAGAUGAGACAUGGACUGGUAUACCUAUUCAAAUUAUAAAAUAUAGUGUUUAGAGAGAGAUGAGGAAAAAACUAUGUAAAUGUAUUAUAUAAAUAUGAAAUUGUAUAUUACAAAUAUAGUGAUGAAAGAGUGAGAA
Messenger RNA from Lutzomyia longipalpis, 2096 nucleotides. RefSeq lists its product as uncharacterized. The record is from RefSeq and is a predicted model, not a curated record. The coding region runs from base 797 to 1786 and encodes 329 amino acids. Lineage: Eukaryota; Metazoa; Arthropoda; Insecta; Diptera; Psychodidae. The transcript is spliced from 2 exons.